Zingiber officinale is the source of this 696-nucleotide messenger RNA. RefSeq names its product cytochrome P450 81Q32-like. NCBI's taxonomy places the organism in Eukaryota, Viridiplantae, Streptophyta, Magnoliopsida, Zingiberales, Zingiberaceae. Bases 1 to 696 code for a protein of 231 amino acids. The transcript has 2 exons. The record is from RefSeq and is a predicted model, not a curated record. Gene Ontology annotation, molecular function: oxidoreductase activity, acting on paired donors, with incorporation or reduction of molecular oxygen; iron ion binding; monooxygenase activity.
AUGGGGGAGACGCAAGAGCAGAGGCUGAUCGUCAGGGAGAUGGUGAGCGAGGGACUACAGUUGAGUGCGGCGACCGCGAACGCAGGGGACGACAUGCCGGAGUUUAUGAGAGUGGCGAACAGACUCCUCCGCCGGCACAACAGAGUGGGCAAUGAGCUUGUUGUUAAGCCAUCCUCACGUUUUGGAGAAGGCCGCCACCGAGUUCGACACGACGGUCGGCCACGAGCGGCCGGUCUCCGAAGACGACCUCCCCAACCUCACCUACUUGAACUGCAUCAUCCACGAGAUUCUGCGAUUGUACCCGCCGCCCCUCUCCUCGCAACCCACGAAACUUCCAAAGACUGCACCGUCGCGGGAUUCGACGUCUCCGCCGGCACCAUGUUGCUCAUUAACGCGUGGGCUAUCCACAGGGACGUCGGCCUCUGGGACGAGCCCGAGAAGUUCAAGCCGGAGAGGUUCAUGGCGGGGGAGGCAGCGGAGAGAUACAAUUUCAUGCCGUUUGGGAUGGGGCGGCGGCGGUGCCUCUGCGUGGGUCUGGCUAUCCGAAUGGUGGCGCUGAUGCUGGCGACGUUCGUCCAGUGCUUCGAGUGGGAGAAAGUAGGCGACGCCAUUGGAGGCGUUGUACAAGCCACGCCAGAGCAUGGUGCCACUCCAUUCGCAACUGUGAGCUUAUGUACCAUAGGAUAUGUGAUCUGA